Molecule: messenger RNA, 9265 nt
Organism: Serinus canaria (Common canary)
Lineage: Eukaryota; Metazoa; Chordata; Aves; Passeriformes; Fringillidae
Gene: NFATC2
Product: nuclear factor of activated T cells 2
Exons: 10
Coding region: 403-3096 (897 amino acids)
Biological process (GO): calcineurin-NFAT signaling cascade; cytokine production; regulation of transcription by RNA polymerase II
Cellular component (GO): transcription regulator complex
Molecular function (GO): transcription factor binding; RNA polymerase II cis-regulatory region sequence-specific DNA binding; DNA-binding transcription factor activity, RNA polymerase II-specific
Source: RefSeq, a predicted model, not a curated record
GAUUCCUGAGUGUGAAGUUGCAGGAAAGCCCUCAGUUUGGGAGAUGGAGCCGAUCCAGGGGUUUCCAUGGCACUGGGAUAAACAGGAGGAAACAGUGAGGGAAUCCCGUUAUUUUACAGCAUUCAAAGACUAUAAACACUCGGAGCAGGGAAGGAAGUGGCCUUUCCCUCUCUAGUAACCCUCAUCUCAGAGCAGAGAACUGACUUCACUUCAGGAACACGCUCAGCUCAGUUCGGAUCCCUCUUUGCACCUCCAAACACUUACUGAGGAGGCGAGCAAGAGGGGUUCCCUCUGUCCGGGCGGCACUGGUUGAAGAUGGUCUAAAGGAGAUUUUUUUUUUCCUUUUUUUUUUAAUUUUUUUUCUUUUUCUGCUAUAGAUUUUUUUUUUUUUUUUAAUUCCUGAUGCAGCGAGAAACUGCCUGCAGGCUGGUACACUACCACCACAUCAUGAGGUCUAUGGAUCAAGAAGAACCGACUCCACAUAAAACCAACAGCCCACCCUCUGGAGUUACAUACGCUCAUGAUGUCUUGGACUGUGGCCUCAAGCCAUGCCCCCUGCCUUUUCCUAGCCUUCCUGCAGACCCCAUGGGCAGAUAUGGACAGCCAGAUAGCAUAGGGCCAACACCUACACACCCUGCCAACGCUGCAGGGGCCUCUGCUCCGAGCCCUAGGAUUGAAAUAACUCCAUAUCAUGAACUGAUUCAUUCGGGGGGUCCCUUCCGCAGCAGAGACACAGAUGUUCUGUUGGCAGAACAUCAGCCAAACUCAGCCACCACUAGCCCGAGGGUUACCCUGCCUGUCCCUGGCUUUGAGGGCUACAGAGAACCACUGUGUCUGAGCCCAGCUAGUAGCGGCUCCUCUGCAAGUUUCAUUUCAGAGACAAAUGUAUCUCCUUGCACGUCACCAUGUGUUUCACCAAAUAAUGGUCCUAGUGAUGACCUUUGUCCACAGUUUCAAAACAUCCAUACUCAUUAUUCUCCUAGAACCUCUCCAAUAAUGUCACCACGAACAAGCACCACGGAGGAAGCCUGCUUGGGACGCCACUCACCAUCUCCCUGUCCCAACUCAAGGUCCUCGUCGCCCGGUGCAAAGCGGAGGUUCUCUUGCACCGGGCUCUACAGCGCCCAGCUGCCCUGCUCCUCUCCUCGGCACUCACGGAGCCCCUCUCCACAGCCCUCUCCUCGCCUCCCCCCGAGAGAAGACACCUCUGCAGUCACUUACACGCAGCUGGCCAGCGCUCCCCUUGCCAUGGAUGCUAUGAGCAGCCUUCCCACGGAUCCUUCCUGUGGCGUCCCCACGAAGAUCUGGAAAACCAGCCCCGAUCCUUCAUCCAUGUCUUCCCACAAAAACAGCAUUCAGUGUCACGUCUUUCAGACUGUCGACUUCCACGGGCCUUGUGAGCAGGAGGACAGGAGAAACUCAGCCCCAGAACCCAUCCUGUUGGUUCCUCCAUCCUGGCCGAAGCAGCUGGUGCCUGCAAUACCAAUCUGCAGCUUGCCCGUGCAGUCCCUGCCUCCCCUGGAGUGGCCCCUGUGCAGCCAGUCUGGCCCCUACGAGCUGCGCAUCGAGGUGCAGCCCAAGCCCCACCACCGCGCGCACUACGAGACCGAGGGCAGCCGUGGUGCCGUCAAGGCUCCCACCGGGGGACACCCCGUGGUCCAGCUGCACGGGUACAUGGAGAACAAGCCCCUGGGGCUGCAGAUCUUCAUUGGCACGGCGGAUGAGCGCAUCCUGAAGCCCCACGCCUUCUACCAGGUGCAUCGCAUCACGGGCAAAACCGUCACCACCACCAGCUACGAGAAGAUCAUUGGCAACACCAAGGUGUUAGAGAUCCCCCUGGAACCCAAAAACAACAUGAAAGCAACCAUCGACUGCGCGGGGAUCCUGAAGCUGCGCAACGCGGACAUCGAGCUGCGCAAGGGCGAGACCGACAUCGGCCGCAAGAACACGCGGGUGCGCCUGGUGUUCCGCGUGCACAUCCCCGAGCCCAGCGGCAGGGUCGUGUCCCUGCAGGCGGCCUCCAACCCCAUCGAGUGCUCCCAAAGGUCUGCUCAUGAGCUUCCGAUGGUCGAAAGACAAGACAUAGACAGCUGCCUGGUUUAUGGAGGACAGCAGAUGAUCCUCACUGGACAGAAUUUCACAGCAGAGUCCAAGGUGGUGUUCACAGAAAAAACAUCAGAUGGGCAGCAGAUCUGGGAAAUGGAGGCAACGGUGGACAAAGACAAGAGCCAGCCUAGCAUGCUUUUUGUGGAAAUCCCCGAGUACAGGAACAAGCACAUCCGCACGGCCGUGAAGGUGAAUUUCUAUGUCAUCAAUGGCAAAAGGAAAAGAAGCCAACCCCAGCAUUUCACCUAUCACCCAGUACCAUCAAUCAAAACAGAGCCCAUUGAUGACUAUGAUCCAGCCCUAAUCUGCAAUCCAGUGCACACUGCUCUGGGGACAGUAACACAGCCUUACUAUUCACAGCACACAAUGGCCACCGAGUCCCCUUCCUGCCUCGUGGCCACCAUGGCUCCUUGCCAGCAGCUGCGCUCAGGCCUCUCCUCACCCGACUCGCGGUACCAGCAGCAGAACCCGGCUGUGAUUUACCAAAGGAGCAAGAGCCUGAGCCCCAGCCAGCUGGGCUACCAGCAGCCCGGCCUGAUGGCCACGCCAGCUGCCAUUGGGGACGGGCACAGGUCCGUGCUGGUGCACGCUGGCUCCCCAGCCCAGAGCUCGGCCGUGCUGCAGCACUCCCCGGGCCACCAGCAGUCCUCUCCUGUCAUCCACUACUCUCCAACCAACCAGCAGCUGAGGUGUGGGAGCCACCAGGAGUUCCAGCACAUCAUGUGCUGUGAGAAUUUCCCGUCCGGCGUGUCGAGGUCCAGCCAGGCGCAGAGGCUCAGCCCCAGCUCCUACCCCACGGUGAUCCAGCAGCAGGCGGCCCCGGGCGCGCGGGCGGCCAAGAACGGGUCCCCGGGCAGCCAGCAGAAGGAGGUGCUGCCAGCAGGAGUCACCAUCAAGCAGGAGCAGAACCUGGACCAGGCCUACCUGGACGAUGUUAACGAAAUUAUCAGGAAGGAAUUUUCUGGACUCCCUGCCAGAAGUCAGACAUAGAAGAGAUUUGUGAGACAACUUUUACCGAAUCCUUCCACAAGUGACCUCUUAGAUCCUUCCAGUGCCCCUGCAACCUCUGGCUUCCUUUGCAGUUCAUCUCCAGGCAGAGACUCAGUGCAAGGAACAAUGAAUUGGCACCAAGCGACAGCCUUGGCUGAGCACCUCGCCACCUCUGUGUGUAAACAGCACACAGGACACCCUUCCUUUCAUCCAGAGAUCACAUUGUUCUCCUGGAACACAGCAUCUGUCCGAGGAAACACUUCAAGCCUGCUGCAACCCAUCUGUCUGUGUGUCCAUCCAUCCAUCCAUCCAUCCAUCCAUCCAUCCAUCCAUCCAUCCAUCCAUCCAUCCAUCCAUCCAUCCAUCCAUCCAUCCAUCCAUCCAUCCAUCCAUCCAUCCAUCCAUCCAUCCAUCCAUCCAUCCAUCCAUCCAUCCAUCCAUCCAUCCAUCCAUCCAUCCAUCCAUCCAUCCAUCCAUCCAUCCAUCCAUCCAUCCAUCCAUCCAUCAGGGGAGACAGGAGCCAUCCCCUGGGCAGGGCCCAGAGCCUGGGCUGGGCACUGGGGGUGGGCAAAGGGGAGCAGAGUCAUGUAUUCAUGGGACAGUAACACCAUCCUGCAGGUCACUAACAAUGAUUUGCCCUCCAGGUCUCAAAGCCCUCCUGAGAAAUGUUAUUAUUGUAGGAAACUGAGGCAGCCAAGCUCGCUCAGCCUUCAUCCAGUCUAGGAUCAAAGCCAGUUUGCUCUGGGCACUGGGGUUGCUGAGAUCUUCAGACAGGAGAUCUCAGCUGAAUCCAGGAGUUUUCUUCAUUUUUCUUGUCAGACUGGAUAGGAAUUUGAAGGAGAGGGAUUCUCAUAACCAACCAGUGAAAAGAGCAAUUCAGCAGUUGCAAUGCCUGCCCCGAGGUAAAAUAAACCCAGGUAAAGCAGAGAUUAAUAUAUAGGAGUCACAGUAAAUCCAAAGAUUUUAUGAUUGAUCCUUAUUAGUAUUUAGGCAGUGUAUGAACACACCUUAGAUAUUUUCUCUCUAACAAAUUGUUGCUGUUUCUUUUCAUGUAGAACCUGCUCUUGUCUCAUAACUUGUUUCAUUUAGCAGCUGGAACAUUUACUCACCCGAGCUGCAGAGGAAAAUAAUUGCAUCUUACAGAAGCCAUACAUUCCAGAGAAAAUAGACACUUAUUUAUAUUCACCUGGUCUCUUUAGCUUUGCAAAGCUACCAGCAGUUCCUGGAAAGGUUCCAUUUCCAUGGGAGUUAGUAUUUUGUUAUGUUUUGCUUCGUGUGUUAGAAUAUCCUGUCCUGACUCCUGCUUUGCACAUUCCAGGUAACCACUGCCACCUGCAGUUGUACAAGUUAGAAUAUUUAGGGGAGUCAGGGAUAAAAAGGCUUCUGAGUGGGUAACCAGUGUACAGUAAAAGAUAGCCAUAAUAUUUUAGGAAUGCCAUAGUAAUCUUUCCUGGUUUUAUAAAUAAGGAAUGCUGAUAUUUUUGGGAAUGCAGAGCCUGAGCUCUGCUCUAGAGCACAGUGAAAUUAAUCCAGUUUUCAGUUGUGUCACAGUAAACUUGGCAGAGUACCAGCGUGUCCACUGCUCACAGCAGGAAAGAAGGGAUGGGAAUACAGCAGAGCAGCCUCAAAAUUGGUUCCCCAGUGUCUCAAGAAAGAUUUUGCACAAUCCCUGCAGAGCAUGGCUCGGUCCAACAAAAAUCUCUUCAGGAUUAUCAGGAAGAAUAUAUUUUCUGCCACUAAAAACUGGUGCUUAAACUCUGGAAGCUCUUGGGGUUAGAGUGGGAGACAGAAGCAUUAGGUUCUUCAGAACCCCUGACCUGGGGCUCAGCUAAAAUUUGGCUCUUGAACAGAAAUCUGGAUGUCACAAGAGCAGCUCUGAACUGCAGAUUCAGCCCAGCUGAGAUCCAGAAGCAGAGCAGAGCCCUGCACAUCCCAGCCUGGCAUUAAUGGCACCCCUGGCUUCCAUCCCUGCUUUGUGAGACUCAGACCUUUCAGCCCAAAAUGAGUUCCCUGUAUCCCAACACCCAGAACUCCUGGGGGGCCUCUCUGGUGCACCUCUCUGGUGCUCUCCUGGUGAGCUCUGCCCUGCAGGUGCCCUGGCCAAGCCUCAGCCUGGACCUGCAGAGGUGAAAAUGGCCUUUUCUAAUUGCUGAUUUUUACAGAAACAAAAGUGAGGCCCGGCCUUGCUGGAGAGGGGAAUUCCUGUUAGACAGCACUCAGCAGGACUGACUGGCUCACACGCCUCAAAAAGCUAUUUUGGAUUGUUAAAAGCUGUCAGUGGGCCAGAGUCUGACACACAUUAAGGGGUUUUUAGUGCAUUCUGAUGAAUGAGACAAUUUUGACAUAUUCUAAAGGCCAAAAGUUGCCUUGUCAGAAGUUCUGUGCUGUAGCUGAGUAAAAGAACAGACCAAAUGCAUCUCCCAGUUUCACACUUGGAUGUAUCAAAUGUUUUCCAUGAUCCAACCUGUAAAGUAUAGGAGAAAUUUAAAAAACAACCCAGAAAUGCAUCCACAGAAAAAAAAAAUCCUCAGAUUACUGGCAGGACCUUCUCUUUUGCUGGAUUUUAAACAGAAGCUCAAAGAAGCCCAGGAAGGUCUUUUCAGACCUGUGAUGUGCUGCUGCUGCUGCUGCUCUGGUGAUUGUCUGCAGCAGCUACUCAUCAAUUUAGGAGAAUAAUUUUUUGCAUAUUUAUUUUUAGAUGAUAUCAAUUUAGAAAAGGGGAUUGGAAGUAAAAUCUAGUGCUGGAUCUGAGCAAAGGAAAAGGUCAGUGUUUAAGUUCUGCCUUCUGGAUUGUUGAGGCUGAAAUGUCCUUUAAAUAAAUUCAUCCCCCAAAGGAAGGAGUAGCUGAAACCUUGGAGCAAAGGCUGUUCAGGGCCCAGAGGGAGCCAGGCAGGCACAGCCCUGCAGCCAAAAUGCACAAGAUUUCCACUGUGCUCAUGUGUUCUUCAGGCCCUUUGCUAUAGAGGGGGACAGAGGCUUGGGUUUUCAUUUGUUGGAUUUAUUUCGUGGGGUUGCUUUUUUUUUUUUUUUUUUUUUUUUGUUCAGUUUAUUUUGUUUGGUUGGAGGGGUUUUUUAGGUUGGUUUUUUUGGUUGUUGUUUUUCGUUUUUUGGGGCUGAUUUUUUUUUUGUUGGGGUUUUUUUGGGGGAAGGGUUUUUAAUGUGCUACAGGUGCUCUAGCCAUGCUUGCAUUGACUGUAUUCCCUCCUCCUCUUUAAGGCAUAGGUAUUAAUCUGUGUACAUGUACAGUGCACAAUGUCAUUUAUACAAUACACCCACACAGGGAGGGGCUUUUACAUGGGCUGGCAGUGACAGGACAAGGGGGGGAUGGCUUCCAACUGACAGAGAAUUGCUUUCAAUCAGAAAUUAGGGUAAAAAGCCUCCCUGGCAGUGCCCAAGGCCAGGCUGGACAGGGCUGGGAGCACCUGGGGCAGUGGGAGGUGUCCCUGCCAUGGCAGGGGUGGCACUGGGUGAAGUCCCUGCCAGCCCAGGCCAUGCCCUGCUCUCUGUGGGUGCAUUAUUUUAUCCAUGUUAGAAAUGAACACCCCGUGCAGAGCUGGUCCCUCCUGUGCUGGCUCCCAGCACUGGAGCAGCUCAGCGUGGAGGCUUCACCCCAUGUAUUCUGAAUUUUAGGGGUUCAGCCACACCUGCAUGAGCUCAGGCCCUGCUGCCCCAUCUGCUUUUCCAUGCAACAGUAGUUAAAGAAUCCAGCUUCACCACCUUUGUAUUUAUUUCCAGAGAAAAGGAGCAUCCUCAGGCGUAGUGUUGUCUCUUUAAAAAGGAAACUGAUAUGUUAGAAUAUAUAGCUAGGCUGAAGAAUUUCAAUAUAUACAGUACUAAAUUAUUUCCUGUUCUUGCUGAGCAGAGUUUUUUCCCAGUAUUAGUAUUUCUGUUACUUAGUACAACUUUCUCUCUGUAGAAGCACCAGCUUAAGCUUGAAGAGUUAAUAGCAUUUUGUGAGCAAUUUGUUCUCACUUUAUCUGGAAGAUAGCCAUAUUUGCACAUGAGGAAACUCUGUCUUUCCUCAGUUAUCUGAAUGUUUCACCACAGUGCCUUCCUGCCAUUGUACCAAAGGCCUACAAAUAUCUUGUCUGCAGGGUGAACAACUCUAAUGCAUUUUCCAUCAAAGUUACACCAUGUGACAUUCAUGUUGGAACUCAAAAGUUCAUCUCUUUUUAUUUGUCUUGUGUGGUGUGUGUGUGUGUGAUUUUUUAAUUUCCAUUUUUCCAUCCGAGCUUUGGCUGCAAAUACAGGAUGAGCAUCUCUAAACGCUGCAUCAAAUAUACGUAGAAUAAAAAUCAUCUUUCAUGAUAUGUAAACAGUCUGAGAGUGGAAUGGAGUGGGCAGAUAUCAGGAAGAUUUUUAUUUUUGGUCAGUUAUGAGUGUUGGAAGUCGAGUUUGCCAGGAGAGGAAUUGCUUGUGAAGAUAUUUGCAAUGAAAUGCAAAGUCCUGGUUUUGUUUUUCUCCAUGAGAAUGAGCAAAAAAUAAGAUCAGAGCAGCAACAGUGGAGUGGAAGUGUCUCAUGUAUGUUGUUUUUACUGGGAGAAAGAAUGUAGAAGAGUCAUGGGUUUUGCACUUGCUUUAUUUGUAUCCAUGUAAAUACGUAUCCCUCCAUUCUCCCCGUAGGAAUGCAGCAUUUCCUGAAUGGAGAGGAUUUCCAAAACCAGCACUAUGUUAUUCUCCAUUGUAUGAAAAGCUGCUGCUUCAUUACAUAUCUAGACCAGUCCUCAAAGUAGCUAGCAUGUUUUUUAAAGUGUAUUUUGUAAUCCGUAUCUUUACAACAGAAGUGACUGUGCUCUUUGUCUGACCAAAUAUGCAAUACAACUUUUGGAUUAAGGUUUGUAUUUAUAAAGGAUCAGUUUUCAUUUUCUGAAUGCCUUACUUUUCUAUGCAAUUGUUGUUGAAUUGCUGUUGUCCUAAAACAAAAAAAAAAAAAAAAAAAAUGUAUUUGAUAAAUUUCCCAAAGACUUCAAAGACAGCUUUAAACACUUCAGAAAUAUGUUUCUAAAUAUUUCAAUCUGACUUUUUCCCCUGCAUUUCUUUCCAAAUUGCUACUUAAUAGGGAACAACGAUCUGCCAGAUGGGACUCAGGAAAAUGACUGUCUUAAUUUAAAAUUUUAAACUGAUUCAGAUCCUCAUAAUUUUUACACCACUUAAAAUGAUCUGAUGUUCCAGUGUAGCUGCAAUUCUGUUUGUUUGUUAUUUGUGUUCCAUAUUCCUGUGCAAUAGGAAGAGAUGCCACUGCUGGGUCUCGGUGGGGUGAAUUGUAAAAUUCUCCAGAAACCAACUCUUUUCCUCAUCCUUUACAUUGCAGUGGUUUCUUACCUGUGAGGCAGCACUGUGCCAUCACACAUGGAAGAUUGUAAUUCUUUACUCAUCUCAGUUCAGAAUGAAUAAUCACCUCUGGGAACAUUUGACAUCAGAUUGGCAUCUGUGUCUUUAAUAUCUGCUGGUUCUAACUGCAGGGCUCCCAGCUGAUACCAGCUUCUCCAGCUACCAGGCAGUGUCCAACCAGCCUGGUCUGUUCCAGGUUUGUUUAGCCAUUUGUGUUCUUUCAGCGGUACAAAAAUAUAAAUUAGUACCUGCACAUUGCAAUCAACUUCACCUGAAGGUGCUGAUGCUGCAAAAGAUGUCCUCAAAUGCAAAAAGUUACCUGGGGGGUUGAGUUUCCUUCUGUCACUCCUAAAAUAGCAGCAUUGGGCAGAAAGCUCCAGAAGGAGUGAGUCUCAGAAAGGAAUGGUGUUUGCAAAGCCCAGGGGUCCCAGAUGUGCUGCAGUUACUGCAGGAUGGACUCGGAGCAGGGACUGCACCUGGGCACAGAGAGCCUGACCAGUGCUGGCCUGUCUGGCACUCCCAUGUUUGUCUGAGUGUGUAAUUAUGAAGUGAUUCCCCCCAAAGUCAGCCCUCCCUGCCCCGGAUAGUCAGGUAAAGCCAUAUUUUAGUAGACACACGAGUGAGCACUUGUCACUCACAUCAUCCUUACAGAUGUCUUUUGAAUCAAUUUGCCUGUUCAAAAACCCAGCUCUCACAAUUGAAAAGGGAUUUAUAUCAUUCACAUUCCUACAACAACGUUGUUAACUUCCAAUGUAAUGUUUUUUUGCUAUCUGUAAAGUAUUUUUAUAUAUUGCCUGUACUAUGGUAGAUUAGCAAUAAAUGAAAGGGCAUCAUCUGC